AUGUCGACCAGGGGCGGUUCUCCUCCUCCUCCGCCGCCGCCGGCCGAGGCCGUGGCAACUUGGCAAGGCAUCUUUUCCGAAGGGCCGUACACGGCGCUGAAGAUGGUAGAAUACAUUCUUCAAGCAGGCGGACAGAGUGUUCCGAAUUUCGUGGCAAACCCCGUCGAAACCGUGAAGGAUAUCACGAAGACCCAAAUCGUCGACAAGCACGACCUUAACCAAAUGCGGCCCGUCUGGGCCAGCAAGACUGGCCGCUGCACAUCCUUUGCUGUCAAGGCCACUGCCAUCCUAUCUCAAAAGGUCGACGCAAAGAAGAAGCCGGUGUAUAACUUUGCCACCUACGAUUUGGCGGGCCACCGCGUUGCGCGCUGCCUGAAGACGGAGGUUGUCAUUGACUCCAGCUCCACCACCCCCGGCGGCGCCUUCGUUCUCCCCGAGGGUCAAUGGAAGAAGUUCGAGAAGACGGAGGCCAGCUGGAAGUUCAAGUCCGAGCCCAAGUCCAAGUCCAAGUUUGAGAGAGAUGGUAACCCUGACGGCAAGGUGGCAGCGGCCUACGCUCUCGAUAGCCCAGCCCAGGCCAUGUACUUGUGCCUAGCGGGCGUAGAAGCCGGCGUGAAGUACGGCAUCCCCACCUUGUUCCGCAGCAUCAGCCCUCAGGGCCAACCCCUCUACCAUGGCAUGGUGUCCUGGAUGCCAUACAAGCGCUGCAUUGAGCUGGUCCCCAACAUCAGCAAGGAGAAGAAGAAGCAGAAGCUCGUCAUUCAAUGGGGGAAGACGAAGGCGGGCGCCGGAACCGACGCCGAUUUGGAGAAGUGCGUCAAUGAGCUGGAACAGUUCAUCAAGAACUACGGCGGCCCGAAUGGCCCCGAGCAGUGGGAGGCUGACGGCAUCAACGAGUUCAGCGAUUACUUGUUCGCCGCCGCUGUUGAGCUCUGGGGCAACCCCAAGCUCGUCAACAAGAUGACCCCCACCGCCUAA
Molecule: messenger RNA, 978 nt
Organism: Chaetomium globosum CBS 148.51
Lineage: Eukaryota; Fungi; Ascomycota; Sordariomycetes; Sordariales; Chaetomiaceae
Exons: 2
Coding region: 1-978 (325 amino acids)
Source: RefSeq, a predicted model, not a curated record